CUAAUAUAUGUUGUGUGUAUAAUAAUCUCAUAAUGAUUAUAUUAUUAAUUAUUAUAUUAUUAUAUCGGAAAUCUAUUCACAAAAUAUAUUUUUCUGCACUGUUAAAUGAUAUAAUGUUAAACUAGAACUGCUUAUUAUGUGUAUAUGCGAAUUUCAUGCAGAAAUACAUGAUUGCAUUUUGUGCUCUAAAGUAAAUAAACUCUUGAUUGGUAAAUAGCGUUUAUAAAUAUUUUUAUGUAAAUGAUAAUAAUUAUUGUUGAAAUUAUUUUUAUUGUGCGUCAAAUUACACAUUUGUAUAUCAAUGAAAAUAUUUUUUAACGAUACACCUACAUUAUUCUGUUUGUCGUGUUUUAAACAAAUAACACAAAAAUAUUUAUUCAUAGCCAUUGAUUUACCUAGGUAUUACCGAAAAAAACUAAACUUUUAAAAUAUUCUAAGCUAGGAAAUUAUGAAGUUGUAAACAAGUAAUGGUUAUAGACUUGCAUCUAUGAAUAUUGAGUAAAAUUCAACAAAAGAUAAUAUUUUCUAUAAUGUUUGAUAAAUGCGAAUCGUUUCAAUACACCUAAUGGGUGGCACUAGGUACUCGUUUUAAAAUUCAUCUCUGUUUGGUUAGAACUUACUCCGUAAGUCUUAUUCGUUUGUAAUAUUUUUCUAAAAUAAUAUAAAUGUUAUACUCAAUAAUAUGACUAAAAUGUCUGUCAACAAUAUAUGUUCAAAGUACAUGAAUUAUAUAUAGUGACUCAAUGAUUUUAUUCUUGCAAAUUAUUUUGUUUAAAAAUAUAAUAAAUAAAAUAACAGAAUACAUCUGAAAAUAUUGAUUGUCAGCGAACUGUUCGUAUUAUAACUGUAAUUGAAUUAUGUCAUGUAUUUUAUACACCUGUGUAAAUCACCAAUACUUUGUUAAUUGUUUUUAGAAAAAAACCUUUUUUCCUAAUCUAACUUAACCUGUCGUAAUGACAUAUGUCAUAUCGUGUUUCAUGAUCGACGUUUCCCAUUUGUGAGAUACUACGAAUUGAUGUCGUUAUGAAAAUGUAUACGCUUGUAUGCUCGAUUGAUUUUCAGGUGUAGUUUGCCAUGGAAAUUAAAAAAAAAUUCAUACUUCAUUGUUAUAAUAUUAUCACUCUAAAUUAUUUCGAUCUGAAAUAUAUGUAUGAAAAAUGAUGUAAUUAAAGUCAAGUAGAAAUAAAUCCAGUAGUUCAUAAUAAAAUCUAAAUUAAUCCAAUAAUAGAUCUAAAUAAACACACAAAUUUGAAAACAAUAAUGUAUAAUCAGGUGAAAAAUUAGUUUUAUAAGUUAUAAAUAAUUACAAUAGUAACUAGAUGCAUCGCUUUUUUACUCUACAAAUAACAAAUAUUCAUUGAAUUUCGGUCACGUGAAAUAUAGUAACGAGGAGGGUAAAAAAUAAUAAUUUUUAGACAAACAUCAGUGAAUAAAUAUUAAAAACUGUUCACUUGUUAUUUCUCUUUCAAAAUAUAUAAUUUCCACUCGAUGUUUUAUUAAGUUAAUUAAUGCAUGAAUGACAAACAUAACAUUACACAUAAAAUGAAUAAUUGCUGUGAUGAUGGACAUAAAUUAUUAUAAAACCGUGUGUCUCGAAACAAAUUCAGUACACUUGUAUGUAAUAUAAUAUUAUGCAAAAUUUAAAUUUAUAAAAACACUUGGAUAUUUUCUUACAAUAGUUUAAGAACAUUUUAACGAUUUAUAAAUUUGUGAUUUAAUUCCAAUGUUUUCGUUUCAGAUGAGCUGAUGCAGUGAUUUGUUAUUUAUGAGAAUCAAUUAUUUAACCAAGUUUUGGCGUAAUCAAUCUACCAUAUACAGAAGAUGUAUUACGGUAUGUGUGAGAUUCCGGUUUAUCCUUAAGUUUUGGCAUAAGAAAUUAGAGGACGUCAGCAUAUACAUUCUGAGAGUGUCAUGUUCAAUACGUACGUUUUCGGAUAACGUGGAUUGAGGUUUGGUGCCAUGAAUUUUAGCGAGCAUGAUUGAACACAAAAUACAAGCCUCGAUAACAGACAAAACAAUGUUGUCUAAAACUAUGUUAUGCAAUUCAUCCGAUACUAAAUAGACGCUGUAGUAUCGACAACGGGGUGGUGCAUGAGGACACGGGCAAGAUAUAGAGAAACAGUCAUCGUGCCUGGAGCAGAGAGAUCGCCAUGACUUUCAGGCUGGCAGAGUCAGCGACAGGGCAGAAGAUUCACCGCCGCCCGGCGUGAUGUACGCUACAAACACAACGAUGACCAAGACGCCCAAGACGACCUCAACAACGACGACGAUGAUUUUCGUGGCAGCCGUGAUGGCCACUUUGUUGGCAGCGGUCGCCGGCUGCCCGCUUGGAUGUAUGUGUAAGUGGAAGGGUGGCAAGCAGACGGUCGAGUGCGUCAAUCGGAGUCUGUCAGCCAUACCGGCGGGCAUGGACGCCGGCACCCAGGUACUUGACAUGUCGGGAAAUUCGAUGGAUUCACUGUCGAGGGGCCGGUUUAUGUUGGCCGGUCUGUCCAACCUGCAGAAGAUCUUCAUGGCUCGGUGUCGGAUCACGUACGUGGACGACGCCGCGUUCCAGGGACUGUCCAACCUGGUCGAGCUGGACCUGUCUGACAACGGGAUCACCGAUAUACCGACAAAGUCGUUCGACGACUACCCGCAACUGAUGAAGCUAGUGCUGAGCGGCAACGCGGUGACUGUGGUACGAACUGCCGCAUUCAAGCGGCUCGCCUACUUGACGGUGCUCGACCUGAGCCGGUGUCGAGUGUCCACGAUCGAGCCGGGCGCUUUUGACGGCCUACAGAGCAUCGAGUGGCUGCGGCUCGACCACAACGAGAUCGUUCGGAUCGAAAGCGCGGGCGCGGUAGUGCUGCCGCUGUCGUUUCAUGGCAUCGAGAUGCACCACAACCCGUGGACGUGUGACUGCCGGCUGAGAGACGUACACCGGUGGCUGAACAACAACAGCGCGCCGCACACGGUCGAGCCGACUUGCCAUGGACCGGACAGAUUGCGCGGCACAGUCAUCCGCAAGCUGGACGCUGAGGAGCUGGCGUGCGCGCCGGUGGCGGCGGCCACGUCCCCCGAGUACGUGGAGACGGACGCCGGAAAGAACGUGACACUCGCGUGCAGGGUGACGCCGGCCGGGCAAGCGCGAGUUUCAUGGUGGUUCGAGGGCCGGCAGGUGGCCAACGGCACUACGGCGGCCGGCGUUGAGCUGACCAUCGAAGACGCUGGACCCGCGGACAACGGUACGUACGCUUGCGUAGCCGAAAACCGUGCGGGCUGGGCCGCUUGCAACUUCACGGUGCGCGUAGUCCAAGAUCCGUCUGAGGUGGCGGCUGGUUCGUAUCCGCCUGACGCACCCCCUCCAGCCCUGCUGAUUGUGGUGUUGGCUGGUUCGGUAUGCUUCGUGGCCGUGGCCGUGGUCUGCGCGAUCAGUUGCCGCUUGGUGGUGGCAAAACGCCGUCGGCGACGGGAACGCGGUGGUCGACCAGGCGGCAAGUCCGGUGGCGCUGGAGGCGGUGACACGGGCGCCGACGACCCGUCCAACAAUGGGCAGGGGACUAAGACGACGUCCGACAUCAGACAAUCGGACUCAGUAAACCUGACGGUUUCGUCCACCAUCGACGGCAAGCUGUCGUCGGCUGAGGACGUUAGCGUGUACGGCGAGUAUGACGCCACAGCUGGCCCGGGAUCGUCCGCUGGUUACGAAGUCCACGAGGUGCUGCACGUGGGUGGUGGUGGUGGUUACGACGCGUACCAGCAGGUACACGUGGCCCCCGGACAUCCGGCCACGGUGACCACGACCACCACUCUGGAAGCUAAUCCAGAUCUGAUCAGUGACGCGUCCACCGUGAUCAGGGAUAACGGUGGUGGUGACUACCGUGAUGCCAGUGACGAAGUGUACAAGAUAGCCGUGCCACCACCUCCGUCGGGUGGCCGAGACUUUUGGACAACUUCCGGUGCGAGCGGUGCGGCCAUCAUAUAUCCGUCCGGUGGUGGCUGUGGAUCGUACGAAUUGCAAUUAUCACCAGGCAAGCUAGCCGCCGGAGAACCGUAUCCGGCCGAUUAUGGACUGCCCAAGUUAUUGUCCGGCCAGUACCCGAUGCCUGCGCCGCCGUCAUUGUACCGAACGCUUCCACACCGCCGAAACGCGGCCAAGCCGCAAGGCCGGUCGUGCCAGGAAGCUGAGUUCGUGCUUUUACAGCAGCAUCACCAUCACCACCACCAUCACCAUCAGCAACAGCAACAGCAUCAGCACCACUUGACCCGGUACGAACCGCAAAACGUCAGGUACAACCAGCAGGGGUACCCGUACCCAGCGUCUGCAGUAGCCGCAGACGCGACGUACUAUGCGACGGCCGCUACCACUUUUUACGAACCACCAUCGUUGUCGAACGCAUCCGCUCAGACGCUUGACGACGAAACGAUGGUCAUGAUGAUGAUGAUGCCUCCACCGCCGCCGCCACCACUCGUGACCGGCGCUGCCGCAUUACCCGCAGCAGGCCGACAGCCGCAACACUUGUCUGCCGAACACGCGAGCCAACACAAGGCCGUCACCGCCGUGCAAAAGCAACCAGCGAACACGGAGAGUCCCGACGAAGGGUACGUGGGCGAAGGUCCUGACUCGUAGGCCGGUUUCAAGCGUCCAUUCCGCGAUCCAGACGUCCGUCUGCCGACGUAGACGACUAAAGGUCAUACUCAAGGACACUUUAUCGUCAGUCUUACUUGUACAUAAUUCGAUAACAAUAUUAAUAUUGUAUCGAUAUAAAAGCUGUGAAAUAUGUAAUAUUUUUGUUGUGCGUACUUGUUUGCAAGUCCACACCGUAGAAAUAGCGUUGUAAAAAUAUAAUUUGAUAUUUAUCGACCAUUACACACACACUCACACUGUAAUAGACCCUUUCGGAAAAUGUCGACCGCUGUUCGACGGUUUUCUCCAAUCGUUAUAGUUCGGUAAUCGAAGGGCGCAAUAUCGUGCGUCGUGGACCGUUAAAGUUAAACGACGUCAUUAAAUUAUAAAACUUAUAAUAUUGAACUAGAUAAUAACCGAUCGAGCCAUAUUUAGUUCCGUUUGAAUUCAACGCUGCUGAAAAUAUAAUCUGCUUAAUUGUAUGUAUCCGUGAAGUUAUCUCAAUUAAUGUACCUAAUUAUUGUAAUUUUUUUUUUUUUAAUGAGGUAAACUUAUGUUUUUUCAGCAGAAUUUAGUAUGUUUUCACCGAAUUCUUUUGGAUCUCUGAAAAAGAUUAAUUAUUAUAUAAAACAAUAUUUUUUUAGCGCAACUAUUAUUUUUAAUUUACGAAUGGAAUAUUUUAGUCUUAAGUCGUUGUAACGGCACUACAAUCUGUUUUUAACAACAAUGCUGUACAGAAUCUUAAAGCAAGCUUAUAUUUAUUAUUUUCCUUUUUCAUGAAAACUUUUUCCGCAUAAAAAGAUUGAGAUUUUCAAUUCAUAUCAUUAUUAUCAGAUUAAAUUUAAUUCGACUUGAAUUACCAUACCUAUUUAAUAGUUACUUUUUUUAUAUUUAUUUAUAAGUACAUGUCCACGGCGUACUCACACCUUAUUAAUGUAUUUCUUAUCCCUCACGAAAAUAAAUUUAAUAUUAUAAUAUCUAUCGCAAAAUUAAAAGAAUAUAAACUAUGAUAAUAUGACAAUCCAUAAUUAUUACAAAAAAAAAAAACAAUAAAUUAGUAAAACGAAACUCUUUUACAUAUUGCGUACUUGGCUCAAAUUUACCCACCUAUAAUUUCCCUAAAAAGGAUGGGUCUGUCGAAAUAAUAAAAUUAUAUCUUUACCUUUUUUUUCUUGACAGUUCAUCGAGUUUAAAGAUUACUUAUAGCGAAAUGUGUUUCCAUAUGUUCCGUUCGCUUUCGGUUGAACAUAAUGAUAUUUUACGUGUCAAUCGGACGAUUGACCCGAUUCGAUUUUAAAUUACGACCGAUUCUUCUAGUGAAAAAUAAUAUCGGUCGUGAUUAUAAUAUUAUAUUUUAACUCAUUCGUUUUGAACGAGAUUCGAUGAGUAAUGAUUAAAAAGUGUAGUUAACUUUCGUAAUAAUAAUAUGUACAUAAAUAAAAAAAGAUAUAUAAAAUAAAAAAAAUGAAUAUUAUGUAACUCGUUAAUAUUAAAAGAAAAGAAAAAAUACUCAUCGCAUAAAUCACUACGAACGGCUUAAAUGGAACUUAGCUAUAGUAUUGUGCGGGAAAGCGGGAAACAGUGAAAAAAUAAAAAUAAAUCUGCUGUGAGAAUUUACGUUCAGAAAUGUUUAGUGGAUUUAUUUUAAAGUCUCGGACGCGUGCGGGACUGCUCUUCCGCGAACCACCGUGCUUUUUCGGUGAACCGAUGAUUUAUAAUAAUUUUCCUCGCCAUUAGGCCCCGGCAUGGCCGUAGGAUUGAUGUAACAAUAAAACGCUUAGUUGUCCGAAACUAUGCCGCUCGGCCUAUACAUAAUAAAAAGUGCCCGAUGCAUUCCACCGCCAACGGGUUUACUCUCAUGUUGCGCAUUCCAGGGAGGGGAAUUUAAUUUCGACGAGUCAAAAACGGUGCCGAUUGUAAAUAACCCGACGAUUCGAUUCAAUACUGUUUAUAACACGCUUCGUAUCCGUAAAGUUCAGUUUUCGAGAAACCGUCUCGGUAUAAGAGAGCAGGAGAGGGAAGUACAAUGAUAAUCGUCGUGUCCCCUCUUAGACGAACCAGACGCGUUGUGUUCAAGAAAAAUUAAAAACAUCUAUGCCUACGUUUUAUUAUUUUUGAUUUCCCAUACAAACACCAAUAAUUAUUUUCGAUGGAUGCCGUAAAAAUAUCGUAAAACAUUUUAAUGACUCCAAUAGCAAGAGUGAAGCCGGGUUGUCACUACGCCUUCCGUUCAAGGUUCAGAGUUGAACAUAAUAGGCGUUCGACUUUUAGGUAAUUUGUGACCAACAUUGUGAUACCUACAUAUUGAAUAGUAUUUAAGAACCACGAGA
This is a messenger RNA of Myzus persicae (green peach aphid), 6939 nucleotides long. RefSeq lists its product as uncharacterized. The transcript has 5 exons. The record is from RefSeq and is a predicted model, not a curated record. Gene Ontology annotation, molecular function: protein binding. NCBI's taxonomy places the organism in Eukaryota, Metazoa, Arthropoda, Insecta, Hemiptera, Aphididae. The coding region runs from base 2210 to 4612 and encodes 800 amino acids.